AUGUCGCAAGUUCCGCGAGAGAAUGAUGGAAGCUCGCCAACUUCGUCUAAGAAUCAGUCCACCUAUCCAGUCAAUAACGGCCUCAUCCCGCGGGAUUAUUUAGCUCGAUCUGAUCAACGCCCCGGACCUGCUCCUGGUUCUCGACAUAUAGCACCUUCCCCGUUGCAUACAAGUUCCCUGCCGCAGUCUUACCGUGUUGACGGAUCUACAUCAUCCCAGAGUCCCCUAUCACCGAAAUCCAACCCUUCUUCCCAGGAUCGGUCGCCAAUCUCUCGCGUGGCCAAUGCACCAUACUCUGCGCCACCCUUCAGCACUGGUCAGAGUCUGUCGCAAUCACCAGAAAUGGUAGGAGAAUCGGCGAAUGCCAGUGGCCGACCUGGCGAAAGCAAUGCACCGAAACAAUCCCGUGCGCCAGAACCCGAUCGAUCUGCCUCUUCCUCCGUCAGCUCUAUACACUCGAUGCCGGGAGAUCGUACACCCAAUCGUACCAUGCCUCGGACCUCAUCGAUUGACUCCGCUAUUUCAUCCCUAUCCUCCAACUCUCAGAGAUCGACCUUUGAUGUCAAUGCGCUCAGUCCAGCCGACAUUCACAAUCUCAUCAAUGCCGCUGGAUCUGCCGAGGCUGUGAUUAUGCACCUCUUGAAAGAGAAACAUCAAGCGGCCUCUCAGAAUGCACAACUUUGGAAAUUGGUUGACAAACAGAGGACUCUAAUCCUCGGCCUCAACAAGGAUCUAGAGCGUGCUUUCCAAGAGAAGGAUAAAUAUCGGAAGAAGCUUAAAGAUAUACAAGACGCUCCACCAUUGCCGGUGGCCGAGCCCGUUCCCUCCGUGGCCGCGCCGAGCAGUGACAAAGAGAAACCGUCGCGCAAACCUGACCCGCCAUCGAUCGCCCCACCAUCUGAAGCUUCUCGGCGGGGCUUCGAAACCACCACAAGCCCAGUCUCUGCCACAGAUAUCCCGUCUCCAGUAGGAGACGGAAAGAGCAGGUUUCCACCCCCAAGUCGCAAACCGCCGCCUGCUCCUCUAGAUUUACGACAAGCAGACAAUAAAAGGGCAUCCUCAGCUUCCGAUCCCGAUUCCGGUUCUGAUUACGGCGACGCCGAGGAUAGAAAUGGGAUUCUCAGCACGGACCGCGGGCGGAGAAAGACGAGAGAGCAGGACGACCAGGACCGCGAAGCUGCGCUGCAGAAGGAUAUGUUUGGGUCGACCGGUUCUGUGGAACUGUCCCAGGCAGCAUCCUCUCACACCUCCCGGGAUACAGCAACGUGUAGCCCGGAAACGGUCCCUAGGGAGCUUUCUACGAGAUCCCCGCCGAAUGUGGGUGAUUCUAAUUCACUGGGGUCGCUUUUAGGCGCUCGGCCCCCUCCCGCUUCGUCCUUUAAUGGGCGUUCCAUCGCUGCCAUGCCCAUGAGCCCUGGACUACCUCUGAGCCCGAGACCAGAAGAUCGACCCAUUAAUUCCCCAAUGCCUCGCAUGCCACGGGAUAUGUCCACUUCCAUGGCACCCGGAUAUCAGGCUCCAGGAUUGCCGCUCUCUCCAAGAAUGGCCAACCACCCCACGGGCUUUGCUCCCAUCCCUUCAGGACGUCCCAAUGGCCCUAUUCCAUCAAUUGAUCCCACGGUCAUGAUUGACAGCCCGAGAUCUCCAAAUUUUUCGGACAACCAAAUAUACCGAGGAUUGAUGUCAGACGAAUACCAGGGCCUGCUUUUGCCCCCGAAUGCCCUUCCUCUGGUUCAAGUCAGAGUAUCUUCGUCGCGGCUUCGUCCUUCCCGGAAUAGCUAUAUGGCGUCCAAGCCCCUGGACGAGGAGCCUGUCUUUACUCUCAGUGUGAUCCUGCGAUCAGAGAUGUCAGAGCUAUGGCGGGUUGAAAAGGUCAUCGGUGCUCUGCCACAGCUGGAUCAAAAAGUCGACUUGAGACGUGCCGCACUGAAUGCGUACUUCGACAAACUUUUGGACACGCCAAUGGACGAGAAUGCUGCUCUAGCGAUCUGCCAAUUUUUGACAAGUGAUGCCAUCGAGCCUCGAGACGACGAGACAAGUCUGCUGAAAGGUAUCGCCCAGGCAACGCCCGAUAUGCCACGUGGUCCAGAUGGAAAGCCCCGAAAGGAAGGUUACUUGACCAAACGAGGCAAGAACUUUGGUGGCUGGAAAGCGAGAUAUUUUGUUCUUGAUGGACCUGAACUAAGAUACUACGAAUCUCCGGGUGGUCCACACAUGGGUACUAUAAAACUUCAUCAUGCCCAGAUCGGCAAGCAAUCGCCAAAAUUGACCGAGAAUGCUUCAACUUCUGGGGCCGACGAAGACUCUGACAACCAGCAUGUUCUUUGCGCCGAGAGCGAUGAGGAGCGCGAUACCUGGGUUGAUGCUCUCAUGGAAUAUGUUGAGAGUGCUUCUUCCGAGAAUGAAGGACGUGGGAGCGUGUCUUCGAAAAGCCAGGCUCCAUCUCAAGACGAAUUCCAAACACAGCAAAAGCAACUGGUCUCUGCAGCCGAGAGCAAGUCUAAAAAGUUGAACAACGGAAGCAAGCGAUCCGGUCGAGGAGUCGAUAGUCCCGACCAGGAUGUAGGAGUCUCCGUGCAGGGUUUCAGCUUUGACGACGCAGUGCAAGCUGAUCCUCCGACUAUUGGUUCCACUCUUGAGCAAGCUCCCCGAUCCCCACGUAUUCCGGCGGCUUUGUCGACAGAAUUCAGGGACAUGGCCAUGUCUUCUUCGGAUCAAGCAUUGCAGUCUCCCAGACUAAUAUCUAGGCCCACAAACGGCACAGUCAUUCAAGACGUGGAAGCCUGGGGCAACAAGGCAAAGACAUCGACGAAGGAAAAGAAACGCAGUAUCUGGGGUUUCCGUACUAGGUCCUCUUUCGAUCUUGCCGCUCAGGCCAGCAACGACACAGCAGUAGCAAGCAACACCGUUGAGAGAACAGGUCCUGUUAGACCUGUAUUUGGUAUACCCCUAGCAGAGGCCGUACAAGACUGUGGACCGCCAGGCAUUGAUGUGGAGCUGCCGGCAGUGGUUUAUCGCUGUAUUGAGUAUCUCCAUGCCAAGGAAGCCGCUUUGGAGGAAGGAAUCUUCCGCUUAAGCGGUUCCAACGUGGUGAUCAAAGCAUUGAAAGAACGGUUCAACACUGAAGGUGAUGUUGAUUUCGUGUCUGGAGAUCAGUAUUACGACAUCCAUGCUGUGGCUUCUCUCUUCAAACAAUACCUUCGGGAGCUUCCGACAACAGUUUUGACCCGGGAGCUUCAUUUGGAUUUCCUUCGUGUUCUUGAACUUGACGACCGCCAAAAGAAGGUCGCUGCGUUCAACUCUCUGGUACAUAGAUUGCCCAGGCCUAAUCUCGCAUUGCUACGGGCUCUAUCGCAAUUCUUGAUCGAGAUUGUGAACAACGCCGACGUAAACAAGAUGACGGUCAGGAACGUGGGCAUUGUCUUUGCCCCAACUCUCAAUAUCCCGGCACCAGUCUUCUCGAUGUUCCUCACGGACUACGACAGUAUCUUUGGCGAUACUGAUUCAAGCUUUGCCAAGCCGCCUACGGAACUGACGGUUGAAAACACUCUCUCGGCCGAUGAUAUUCGUUCCCCGCGUCAUCAAAUGUUCUCUGAUCUUCCUACACCUUCGUACCAGCAGACUUCGUUCCGAACCACUGGCGAUGUGAACGGUCCUUCCGAUGGCCCCAGAUCACACUACGACACUGGUUUUACCCCAAUGCAACCUAGCUAUGACCAACCAACGUCUUCCAGACAUGAGCAGUACAACCAACCUCCGGGUGCCGGCGCUUCGUAUUCUUCUUUGAAUGGCAUGUUGGGGCCUAACUCGGAAGACACUCGCUCGGCGAAGACCAAGCGACGGGAGAGUUCAAUGCUCUUCAUGGAAGAUCCUUCCUUCUACCAGGGCAAGUGA
This is a messenger RNA of Penicillium mononematosum, 3894 nucleotides long. RefSeq names its product GTPase-activating protein BEM3. NCBI's taxonomy places the organism in Eukaryota, Fungi, Ascomycota, Eurotiomycetes, Eurotiales, Aspergillaceae. Gene Ontology annotation, biological process: signal transduction; regulation of GTPase activity. Bases 1 to 3894 code for a protein of 1297 amino acids. The transcript is spliced from 5 exons. Gene Ontology annotation, cellular component: cytoplasm. The record is from RefSeq and is a predicted model, not a curated record.